AUGAGUGUUAACAGCGCAUUCACCUUACGAUCAAAUUUUCAAUUCCACGUUACUAAAAAUUUUUGGCCGAAUUUCAUUGCUUUAAAUCAUGUGAUUGGUUCUCCUUCAGCAACCUCUUCAAGGUUGCAGUAUUUAACAAGGGUCUUGGAACGGGUGGAACAUCACUCCACUCUGAACUCCAGUGAAGUGAAUUAUUUCGUGCCCAACACGAUGGUUGUCAAUAAUAAAAUAUCAUACAAUGUCAUCGUCUUUGCAGCCGCUAUAGCAGCUGCUGGUGGCUACCACACCAUUGUUACUAGAAACCGUGACACACCAUUGGACAUGGGCCAAUUCAUAAUUAAACGAUUUGUGGAAGAUACUGAUGAGACACCAGAAGGAAGCCAUAUCUUCAUGAAAGUUGAUAGUCCAUUCCCAGAGGAUGCACAUCUACCAAAUAUGUUCAGGCUAAAUAAUCGCCAAUAUUCGCCAAUGGAACAACAUGUUUUCACUGAGUACUAUAAUCAACCAGCAGGGGAUGAGCUCAUCGAAGAUGGAGAUGAGAUUGACGGAAGUCAAUUUCCGCCAGAAGCAAGAUCUUUUCACCAGCACGAAGGUGAUCAAUCCGUAGGGAAUGGGUUUCUAACAAACGAAUGUGACAUUUAUGAUAUUAUACCGUUGCAAAAGAGAGUACCUUUUCUUUCAGAACGUAUUCCCACAGAUGAGGUACCUGCAGGAAACAGGCCCUCACCGAAAAUUACCAAAGUGAGUGGCCCGCUGGCGUCGGACGUAAAAAUUGUCCUCAGAAAUAUGAACGUUCCAAUCGAUGAAGGCUCGAGUGGACGAAAGAUAAUUGCUGUUAAACCGGUGAAUGAUGACAUCUAUCUGGUGGAAGAAGAGAAUUCUGAAUCGCCGGAAGAUUCUUCACGAAGAGGGCUCGGCAAGAAGCUAGCUUUGGUGAAAUUUCCAUUACUGAAAAUUGAGAAGAACCCUCCCCCCCAACCGACGGACUCUCAACCGACAGAGGAACCUAUUUUAGUCGUGAAAGAACACGAUCAGCCGACCAACAAUAAUCAUUCACCAGCCGGAUCCCAAAAAGAUACCGAUCAACCAAUGCUGGAGGAGAAACAAUCCAUAGAGCAUGCGUUUAUACCAUUAAACGAGAGUAUUUUUCCGAACGAUGGUGAUUGUCAACCUGGAACUCGAUUCCCGUAUUACUGCAACAAUUGUACCUGCAACAGUUCUGGCAAAGGUGCCUCCUGCACUAAAAAGCUAUGUGUUACAGGAUCUUUCAACAGGGACGGAAGCCUGAAAAUCAAACCUGAACCAAGUCAGGCGUAUGCUUUCCUGAAAUAUGUUGAAUCCCAUGGAAAUCGGACAUCAUCCAACAGCUCCAAAGAGCCGCAGGCAGUUAUCGGACAUGGUCGCUUCACCAAGGAGAUCAUUGAUGCAGACGGAUCCAAGAGAAAGGAGUCUACGCUUCUAGGAUAUUUAAUAACCAACGAAAGCUCUGGGUCACCCAAACAGCCCGACAGCCACUCGCAAGAGAUCGGGAAUGACGUUCCAACCACUAAGAAUACAAUCAAUUUCGCUAAUGAAUGCAAGGCGGAUCCUUACUUAAUUGUAAAGCCGAUGAAACCUACCAAAAUCCUAGAAUACCCGAACUUAUCGAUUAUAGGAAAACUUGAGUCGACUGGAAACCUGAUCCCACCUGAGAACUAUAACAAUCAUAAUUAUGAACGUGUUGGAACGUUUUAUCGACCAUAAAGGACUUCCUAUGUACGCCGAGAGGACCAGUCUAAAUUGCAAGUUCUUGCAGUUCAUCAUGUAAAGAGCAUGAUGUCGUUCACACGAUAUGGCAGGAAGCCAUUCUCGUAAUGAAAAAGAAAAUAGACUGAAAUAGACAAUUUUUAAUGCCCCAAGAAACAAUAAGAACAAGACAAUUCCUGUGGCAUUAAACGCUAACAAUAUUUUGCCGUAGUGAUUAAAAUAGUUGCCAGGAAAGGCCCGAGGUCAAGGAAAGAUCAGAGCAGAAGAAGAAACGAUGGUGAAGGAGUGGCAAAGGCUAAUUGGAGGCAGAUAAAUCCAGAACAGUGAUUAAUUAAAUAUAAAAACUCUCAAUUCUUCAUUUUGCCUGUUUUGUGAUUCCACCGAAUGACUUCUUGUCCGAUGAGUGCACACGAUAAAAUGUUUAUAUAUUAAAACCAUAAUCAUCACGUAGGAAUGUUCUUCAUUCGUUGCUAAUUAUCGCCGAAGCCACAAAUAACUGAUUAGUCAUUUAAUAUUAGGUAUUGUGUGAAUGAUUGUGGAUGGAUUAAAAUAGUGUUUAAUAUAAUAUGUUAUAGCACUUUAUGUUUGGUGUACAAUUCUACGAUUAUUGAUCGAGUUAGUAAUUAAAGUGACGAGGGAAGUUGAAAGACUUUUUCUCUUUAUUUAUUAUUCGCCAUAAAACUGGUGAAUGUACAUUUCCACGUUGAUGUUUAUGUUGCUUUUUAUUUGCUUGAUGACGUUAAUACGUGAUACAAUGCUCAUCAUUGCAAACAUUCAUCAACACGUCCGAAAAUUAAACAAUCAGUUAAUGAGAUGUCGCACGUAUGUUGAAGACUCCUAUAGGGAAUGAAUUCUAUCGAACAUUAUAAUGGUUUUUAACAAAUUUCAAUCACUUCAAAAAAUUAUUGAAUCAGUAUUGGAAAAAUAAGAUAAUUUUUAACUUAACUGACAUGGUUUU
Molecule: messenger RNA, 2704 nt
Organism: Diachasmimorpha longicaudata
Lineage: Eukaryota; Metazoa; Arthropoda; Insecta; Hymenoptera; Braconidae
Exons: 21
Coding region: 1-1743 (580 amino acids)
Molecular function (GO): peptidase inhibitor activity
Source: RefSeq, a predicted model, not a curated record